This is a messenger RNA of Cornus florida, 879 nucleotides long. Its product is annotated as bidirectional sugar transporter SWEET9-like. The transcript is spliced from 6 exons. Gene Ontology annotation, molecular function: sugar transmembrane transporter activity. The record is from RefSeq and is a predicted model, not a curated record. Gene Ontology annotation, cellular component: membrane. Bases 1 to 879 code for a protein of 292 amino acids. Lineage: Eukaryota; Viridiplantae; Streptophyta; Magnoliopsida; Cornales; Cornaceae. Gene Ontology annotation, biological process: carbohydrate transport.
AUGUCUUUCCUCUCUAGUCAUGGGGCUUUUGCAUUUGGCCUUCUAGGUAACAUCGUCGGCUUCUUGGUGUUCCUUGCGCCAGUACCGACGUUCUAUAAAAUUUACAAGAAGAAAUCCACUGAAGGGUUCCAAUCACUUCCUUAUGUGAUUGGCUUAUUCAGUGCCAUGCUCUUGAUAUACUACGCAUUCCUCAAGUCCAGUAGCACCAUUCUUCUCAUCACCAUCAACUCGUUUGGCUGUUUGAUAGAGACCACAUACAUAUUGCUCUAUAUAUUUUAUGCACCAAAGAAAACUAGGAUCCAAACCAUUAAGCUGUUUAUUUCGCUGAAUGUUGUUGGAUUCGGCCUCCUCCUCCUCCUAACUCAAUUUCUUGCCAAAGGCUUAACCCGUCUCAAGAUUGUGGGAAUGAUUUGCCUAGUUUUUUCCCUCUGCGUUUUUGUUGCACCUCUCUGCAUUGUGAGGCAAGUUAUAAGAACCAAAAGCGUGGAGUACAUGCCAUUUCUUUUGUCAUUUUUCCUCACACUAGGUGCAGUUAUGUGGUUCUUCUAUGGUCUACUAGAGAAAGACUAUAACAUUGCCAUUCCAAAUAUAUUGGGUUUUGGCUUUGGUGUUCUUCAAAUGGUGCUUUAUGUAAUCUACAAGAAGCCAAAGAAAGUUGAUCACGAAGAGCAAAUGCUUCCUGAAUUACAAAACCAAAUUAUAGUCUUGGAGGAGCAUAAGCUUCCUGAAUUAACAGAACAGAUCAUCAACAUCGUGACACUGAGUGCAAUGGUGUGUUCGGAAGAAAUUUUGCCAUUGGACGUCGAACAAGUGAAGGAUAAUGGACAUGACGACAUAGUUGGAGAUCAGAAUGUUGCUAAGGAAAACAUGGAAGCUUGA